Thlaspi arvense is the source of this 2026-nucleotide messenger RNA. NCBI's taxonomy places the organism in Eukaryota, Viridiplantae, Streptophyta, Magnoliopsida, Brassicales, Brassicaceae. The record is from the annotation of a GenBank genome assembly.
CGCUAAUACCCUUUAGGUCUCGCAAGAGCAGCAAAUAAACUAAAAAGGCUUCAUCUUUUUAAUCAAAUUCUUUACUCGGUCUUGAUGCCCACGAUGUCCAAAGAGCGAUUGAAUACUUCUUCUUCUUCUUCUUCUUCCUCUCUUUAUUCCAGUUCUGAGUCAACAUCAACAGAGCUGAAAUCGAGAGUUGCUUGAAUUGGAUUUCCAGAAGCAGAGAGAGAGAUAUGGAGAGAGUGAACACGAAAUGGGUAGCAGCAGCAGCGAGCAUAUGGAUUCAAAGCUUUAGCGGAGCGACAUACACAUUCGCAAUCUACUCCUCAAUCCUCAAAUCAUCUCAAUCUUAUGACCAGUCCACCCUCGAUUUCGUUUCCGUCUUCAAAGACAUCGGUGGUACUUUGGGCAUCUUCUCCGGUUACCUCUACACGGCCAUGACUUCCAAGCCGCACGGUCGUGGUGGCCCGUGGGUUGUCGUUUUCGCCGGGCUGGUUCAGUGGUUUCUGGGCUUCUUUUUCAUGUGGGCUUCGGUGGUUGGGCUGAUUGCUCCGCCGCCUGUGGCGUUGAUGUGCCUGUUCGUGUUCUUGUCUGGUCACUCGCUGCCGUUUUUCAACACGGCCAGUGUUGUCACCGCCGCUCGUAACUUCCCUGACUACGGUGGGACUGCCGUCGGCAUUAUGCAGGGGUUUCUAGGUCUAAGUGGAGCAAUACUGAUUCAGUUGUACCACGCUCUCUCCGGCGGCGAAGGUAACCCCGCUACUUUCAUUCUUCUUCUGGCCAUAGUACCAACGCUUGUCAUCUUCUUCACUAUGCCUUUUGUGAGAGUUUACGAAUCGGUCACCACUAGUAACAAGAAACACUUGGAUGGUCUCUCUGUCAUCUCUUUGAUCAUCGCCGCAUAUCUUAUGGUCAUUAUCAUGGUCCAAAACGUUCUCGGUUUACCACGGUCCAUGCAGAUUUUCUCCUUCGUCCUCGUGAUUGUGUUGCUUGCCUCUCCUAUUUUGGUUGCGGUAAGAGCCUCACGUGAAGAAAAGCAGUCACUUUCGACGUUGGAUUAUCCUGUUCUCGACACAUCUGCCUUACUCGACUUUCCCAGUCCGGACAUCUUUCCUGAUGGAGAUCUUGUGGUUACGGAAGACUCAAACAUAUUGGAAGCAAUGAGUACAGUGAACUUCUGGCUACUCUUCUUGGCAAUGCUUUGUGGGAUGGGUUCUGGAUUCGCGACUAUAAACAACAUCAGACAGAUAGGCGAGUCUCUGCGCUACUCUACGGUUCAACUCAAUUCUCUGGUUUCCCUCUGGAGCAUAUGGAACUUUCUAGGCCGGUUUGGGGCCGGUUAUAUCUCAGACACAUUCUUACACAAACGCACCUGGCCUAGACCGGUCUUCAUGGUGAUAACUCUAGGGAUUAUGGCUAUAGGCCACAUCGUAGUGGCCUCUGGUCUAGUAGGCAGCCUCUAUGUCGGUUCGGUUUUGAUCGGUAUGGCUUACGGUUCGCAGUGGUCGCUCAUGCCGACAAUCACAUCAGAGAUAUUUGGGAUUCGGCAUAUGGGAACGAUUUACUUCACGAUUUCCAUUGCUGGUCCCAUCGGGUCGUAUCUUCUCUCUGUGAAAGUGAUAGGUUACUUCUACGACAAGGUAGCUUCUGAGGUUGACAACUCUUGCUUUGGAAGUAAGUGUUUCAGGACAUCGUUUAUGAUCAUGGCGUCUGUGGCUCUCUUCGGCUCUUUGGUUGCUUCUGUGUUGCUCUUCCGCACAAACAAGUUUUACAAAAUGCUGGUUGCCAAGAGGAGCUUGAAGUGAAGUUGCAAAUUGUGUAUAUCGUUUUUAGUUUGUGAUUUGAAGUUUGGAUAGAAAAAAAGAAAAAUUUUAUUUGUAAAUCAAAAGACUACAAUAAAAACAGCACAACUGUUUGAGAUUUUAUAUAUCAUCUUGUUAUAAACAGAAAAUUAGAGACUGCAAUUUGCAUUUUUGAAAAACAAAGAUAUUUAUUUUGAGAAGGGAAUGAAAAGAGAAAGAAAUAAACAAAAUUG